Messenger RNA from Tribolium castaneum (red flour beetle), 1453 nucleotides. It is a transcript of the gene PCID2, whose product is annotated as PCI domain-containing protein 2. Gene Ontology annotation, molecular function: RNA binding; double-stranded DNA binding. The coding region runs from base 168 to 1364 and encodes 398 amino acids. The record is from RefSeq and is a predicted model, not a curated record. The transcript has 2 exons. Lineage: Eukaryota; Metazoa; Arthropoda; Insecta; Coleoptera; Tenebrionidae. Gene Ontology annotation, biological process: transcription elongation by RNA polymerase II; post-transcriptional tethering of RNA polymerase II gene DNA at nuclear periphery; poly(A)+ mRNA export from nucleus. Gene Ontology annotation, cellular component: transcription export complex 2.
UGUAUGAAUCGCACCGCUCCCUAUCGGCCAUUUUAUCACCAUUGCAAAGACUUGUUUAUUUUCAAGCUUAUUCAAACAUUUUUUCGUCAAACUCGUAAGACAUAAUGUUCUUUGCGUAACGGAAGCAACAAAUAUAACACUUGUGCCUAAAUCACUUUUUCAGCAAAAUGACUUUUAUGUCCGUUGCUCAUUACCUACAACUUGUGGAAAGGUAUUGGCGGUCUCAGGACGGUGCAAAAGUGGCCAGUUUUCUGUCUCUUCGCCACGAACAUGCAGGUUAUGCCAAUUACCACAUUGAGAGUCCUGAGGGAAUAGUUGAGCGUUUUUUGACCGCCCCUAUCGACGAAUUAGUGAUUUUGCACCUAAAAUGCCUGUUUGCCAUAAGCCAGAGUGACUAUCUAUCGGCUUAUAACAUUCAGAGCAAUUUGACGCAAACUUUCACUAAGAUCUUGCAAUCGCAAAAGGAGGAGAAUUGGUCUUUGCCUAUUAUGUAUGUCUUGUGCUUAGACUUGCGUCUUUUGGCGCAAUUAGCCGAGAAUCAGAGGAGCGGAAUUAAUGAGAAGCCCGGCGAAAUGCUCGAGAAGGCAGCAGAAUGCUUGAUGGGUUGUUUCAGGGUGUGUGCUGCUGAUAAUAGGUCAGCAGAGGAGGAUACAAAGAGGAUAGGGAUGUUGGCUUUGGUGAAUCAAUUGUUUAAGGUUUAUUUUCGGAUAAAUAAGCUACAUUUGUGCAAGCCCUUAAUCAGAGCGAUUGAGUCAUCACCGUUUAAAGAGAGUUUUUCUCUGAGCCAACAAAUCACAUAUCGGUAUUUUGUGGGGCGCAAGGCUAUGUUUGAUAGCGAUUAUAAAGUCGCCGAUGAGUAUUUAACUUAUGCUUUUGAAAAUUGUCACAAGCUCAGUAAGAAGAACAAAACGCUUAUAUUGAUUUACUUAGUUCCUGUGAAAAUGUUGUUGGGGUAUAUCCCAAGCAAGGAGGUUCUGGAGAAGUAUGACGUCAUCCAGUUGUGGGAUUUAGUACAAGCUGUAUGUCAGGGUAAUCUCAAAGCGUUUGACGAGAUUAUGGAAAAGCACGAAACCUUUUUCAUCAAGUGUGGAAUAUAUCUGAUUGUUGAUAAACUGAAAAUCAUAGCAUAUAGAAAUUUGUUUAAAAAGGUGUAUUUGAUUCUAAAUACGCAUCAAAUCCCUAUUGAAGCACUGCAGACUGCUUUAGUGUAUUUAGGACAGACUGAUGUUGAUUUGGAUGAAACAGAAUGUAUUGUUGCUAAUCUUAUUUAUGAAGGGAAAAUUAAAGGAUACAUUUCGCAUCAACAUAGGAAGGUUGUUGUUAGUAAACAGAAUCCAUUUCCGCCACUUACAAGUCUAUCAUAAUUAAGUUUUUAUAAGUUUGUAUAAUUCGUCGUUCUCUACCUGCAUUGUAACUAUUUUGUAAUUGCAUAUGAAAUAAACUGUUAAAACUA